UGCCUCUGUGUCAGUCAGCGCAGUAUUUCUGAGUUAUUUAUUUUGGUAGGAACCAAAGUUCUCUAAGGCGGAACCUUUGUUUUUGUAUCGCCCGUUUCCGUCAGGACAUACUUUAGCGUAACACUCAUCAAAAAAGUCCGCUGAUUUAGUACAUGUUUUUCAGUGCUGAUGCAUCUGCAAAAUAGCUCUUAGCAUCAAGAUAAACAAUCCUACAGAGUAAUGCCAAGCUACACAACUUUCCUCAUGCAAUGCAGCUACUAAGUUUUCACGGUCUGGAUGAACCAAAUAAAUCCUGCCAGUAAACAAAAAGGAAACUCGUUGCUGUCGUUUGUACUGAGGGAAUUAUAGUGAAAACUUAGCUGCUCACGAAGACAGCACCAAAGAGCAGUGAAUGACAACAGUAAGGCAAGUAAGAUGUCCCGAAAUGGCGAAGAGCACACAAUUGCAGAUGUACAUUUCCCAGACAUGGAGUCACACGCACCUGACAAGACAGAGUGUGUGCACGAGCACAGCUCAACCGUGCAGCCACAAGCGACUGAAGGCAUCAUAGUGGACAACCCCGCUUCCUCAGAAGAGCCACCAUUAGGCCAAAGAGUCCGCAGAAUGACGGAAAAGGGUCAAGAACAGCAUGAUGAGCAAGUAAUAAAGGUUGCACAUCGGUUCAGUGUGUGCUAUGAGAAGUGGAAGGAUGCCACUAAAGAAGCCAACCAAGCGCUGAGUGGAAAGUGCUCAGACGACCUGCUAGAUGGACAAAUUACUAAAGUACGCAAUACCUCUAGGAGUCUAAAUGACGUUUAUGACGAUUGGAAACGCCUUGAGGUUCCUGACCUUAACACACGUCGCAAAAUCGACACCUGUGAAACAGUAACAAAGAAGAUGGUUAAGGAUGCAAUGGACCUUAUAGAUGCAAGGGAGGAAGCUACAGCCCAUAGGCAUACUACAAGUCAAAGACAUGAAGAACAUCGAGUCAUUGAAGAGGUAAUGUCUGUAGCCUCAGGAAGGACAGGCACUAGCUCUCGCCACACUAAGUGCUCCUCUGCAAGCAGGAAGACUGCAGCUGCUGAGGUUGCUGCCAACAAAGCCACCUUAGAAGUACAGCUGGAGCAAGAGCAUUAUAUUAAAGAGCUUCAGAGACUGGAAGUUGAAGCCGCUCAGCUAAAAGCCAAACAAGAGGCUGAAAAUGCAGAGAGACAAAGAGUGCUAGAAGCCAAGCGCAGAGAACUAGAUCGAUUGGAGACUAUUAAGAAGCUAAAGGCUGCCGAGGCACGACAGCAAGUAUAUGACCAGAGUAUACAUUCAUGUCCGGCAACUAAGGGCGACGGCUCAGAUGAAGAAAUAAAUUAUCUUCUCCAUUGUGGCUCUGUGAAGAAAGAAGAGGAAGUCAAGCCUCAAACUAUAAAUGUUCUUCUCCAUCGUGUCUCUGUGAAGAAAGAAGAAGUCAAGCCUCAAACUAGCCCACUGCGGCACCAUUCUACACCACCAGCUGUAGCACAAGCAAGGCAAGAAAACAAAUAUGAAGAUGGCACAACAGCUCUCGUCAAAGCGCUCGCAGAAGCCAUCAGUGCGAGUCGCAUUCCUCUACCUGAACCUACAGUGUUCAGUGGUGACCCACUCCGAUUCAACGACUGGAAAGUGUCCUUUCAGACGCUCGUUGACAGGAAGAACAUACCAGCUGAAGAGAAGAUAUAUUAUCUACGCAAGUAUGUGGGUGGAUCUGCUAAAAGGGCCAUAGAGAGCUACUUUUUACUUGGCACAGAGCCAGCAUAUUAUGCAGCAUGGGACAUCCUAGAAGAGCGAUACGGCAAUCCAUUCCUCAUCGCCAAGGCCUUCAGAGAGAAGCUCGACGCGUGGCCCAAGAUAAGCUCCAAAGGCAGUAUGGAACUUCAAGAACUCGCCGACUUCCUGCGCUGCUGUGAGGCAGCCAUGUCUCAGAUCAGAGGUCUUGAAAUACUUAAUGAUUGCAACGAGAACCAGAAAAUUCUCUCUAAACUCCCAGACUGGGUGACUUCAAGGUGGAAUAGGAAAGUCAUAGAAGCAGAAGAAGACACUCACAUGUUCCCGAGCUUCAGCCAGUUUGUCAAGUUUCUCACACGUGAAGCUAAAAUCGCUUGCAGCCCAAUAACAUCUCUUCAUGCUCUUAAGCCAAGUGAAAGGAUUCCAGACAAGUGUGUAAAGAGCGGAGGUCCUGGAGCAAAGGUGUUAGCAACCACCUCAGAUGAGAAAGCCGUCGUCACAAGCUGUGUCUUCUGUGAGAAGGCAGGACACAGUCUACAAAGGUGUUACAAGUUUAUGCAAGGGACAAUCUUGGAGCGAAUCAAGUUUGUUCAAGAAAAUAAAUUGUGUUUUGGCUGUCUCAAAUUUGGCCACCGAUCUAGAGAUUGUAGAGAAAGAGACAGCUGCGACACCUGUGAGAGAAGACACCCAACUUGUCUUCAUGACGAUCGCACCAAGGAAGAAAGGAUGUCUACAAGAUCUGACAGAGCAAGGUACAGUGACAAAGACAAAGAAGAGUACAAAGAAAGGAAGAAUGAACAGUCACAAGACCAGUCAGAGAGACCAUCACGUGAGGCGACGGCACUUAGAGUCAUCCAGAAUGUUGGAGACACGCAUACCUCCACAAUAAUUCCAGUGUGGGUGUCAUCUACAAGUGCACCAAGUCGUGAAGUUCUGGUGUACGCACUCCUUGAUACACAAAGUGACACAACCUUUAUCCUCGACGAGACAGCGAAGGCUCUCAAUGCUAGGAGUGAACCAGUUCAGCUAAACCUCUCCACGUUGGCUUCAAGAAACACAAUCGUGUCCUGUCGGAAGCUAGCUGGUCUACAAGUUAGAGGUUUUUAUUCAGACAAGAUAAUCACUCUUCCAGUGACUUACUCAAGAGAGUUUAUCCCUGCAAACAGAGACCAUAUUCCCACACCAGAUACGGCGAAAGCAUGGCCUCAUCUUGAACACAUUGCAGAUGAGAUCGCUCCUCAGCAAAGCUGUGAUGUCGGCCUGUUAAUUGGCUACAACUGUGCCCAAGCCCUCGUUCCAAGACAAGUGGUGCCUGGUGAGGAACACCAGCCGUUUGCACAAAAGACAGACUUGGGCUGGAGUGUAGUGGGAUAUGGCAACCCGUGUCUCAACUAUGGAGAUGCAAUUGGAAUAAGUCACCAAGUCAUGGUGAAGCAAGUGAUGCCAGGUCUACCGUCCUCUUCAGACCUCACAAAGGAAGUGCACUAUGUCUGUAGGACACAGAUCAAAGAAGUUCUCUUACCUGCAGAUGUCAUCAAGAUGCUGGAGUCUGACUUCGUUGAAAGAGAGUCGGAAACCAGCCCCAUCUCUCAAGAAGAUCUAAGGUUCCUGUCAAAAAUGGAAAAGAGCAUCAACUUAAAGAGCGACGGUCAUUACGAAAUGCCGCUGCCAUUCAAGAAAGAAAGACCUAACUUACCUGAUAAUAAGAUCUGUGCUAUCCAUCGUCUCAGGUGCCUAGAAAGAAGGCUGAGAAGAAACGACCAGUACUACAAAGACUACAAGACCUUCAUGGAUGAGACCAUAAGACGCGGAGAUGCAGAAAGGGUCCCGGAGGAAGACAUCCACAAAGCUCCAGCUUGGUACAUUCCGCAUCAUGGGGUGUAUCAUCCACAAAAGCCUGGGAAGAUACGCGUUGUCUUCGAUUGCUCCGCCAAGUACCAAGGAACGUCCUUGAACGACCACCUCCUGACGGGUCCUGAGUUGACAAACACCUUGGUGGGAGUUCUGUAUCGCUUCCGAAGAGGUCCUGUGGCAAUCAUGUGUGACAUCGAACGCAUGUUUCACCAGUUCCAUGUUAAGGCAGAAGACCAAGAUUACCUGCGGUUCCUUUGGUGGGACAAUGGAGAUCUCGAAAGCCAACCUUCCAUCUAUCGGAUGAAAGUCCACUUGUUUGGUGCAGCAUCGUCACCUGGCUGUGCCAACUAUGGGCUGAAGCAUGUCGCUGCUGAAGGACAAGGAAACUUUAGUGACGACACCAUAAAGUUCAUUCAACGGAACUUCUACGUGGAAGAUGGAUUGUCAAGUGUAGCAUCCGAAGACCAAGCGAUCCAACUGGUGAAAGAAGCAAGAGAACUUUGCAGCACAGGCAAACUCCGGCUGCAUAAGUUUAUCUCUAACAGCAAGAAGGUCCUAGACACAAUCCCAAAAGAAGAAUGUGCUGCAGCUGCCAAAGACAAGGACAUGGCACUGGGUGAACUGCACAUGGAAAGAGCACUCGGUGUGCAGUGGUGCGUGGCUUCUGAUGAGUUCCAGUUCAGAGUAAUCGUCAAGGAGAAUCCACUUACUCGAAGAGGAGUCCUGUCCACAGUCGCUUCAGUCUACGACCCUCUUGGAUUUGUGGCACCGUUCAUCUUGUUGGGAAAGCAGAUCCUGCAGCAGAUGUGUCGUGACAAGCUCAGUUGGGAUGACACCUUACCUGAUGACCUACGACCUCUGUGGGAAAGCUGGCUUCAAGACCUGCGAAAUCUAGCCGAGGUGAAGAUUCCAAGAUGCUACGUUCCAUCAAGCUUCAAGGUCCAACACUACGAACUCCACCAUUUCGCCGAUGCCAGUGAGUCAGGCUAUGGAGAGUGCUCGUACCUCAGAGCAGUGAGUACGUCAAGUGAAGUCCACUGUUCCUUUGUAAUGGGAAAGUCGAGAGUCGCUCCUACUAAGGUCACAACCAUACCAAGACUCGAGCUGUCAGCAGCAGUGGUAGCUGUCCGCACCAGUGACAUGCUCAAGAAAGAACUGGAAAUAGAAUGCCUACAAGAAGUCUUCUGGACUGAUUCAAGAGUGGUCCUUGGUUACAUCAAUAAUGAAGCCAGAAGAUUUCACGUGUUUGUGGCAAAUCGUGUGGAACGCAUCAAGCAAAGCACAGAGUCUACACAAUGGAAGUAUGUGGCUUCAGAAGAUAAUCCAGCAGACUACGCCUCAAGAGGUCUCACAGCAGAGCAACUGGUAUCCUCUAACUGGUUCACAGGCCCAGACUUUCUUUGGCAGAAGGAGUUACCAAGUGGAGAUGUCAAGGUGGGAGAGAUCACAUAUGACGAUCCUGAGCUUAAAGGUCCCAUGACAUGAAAAUCUCAAUUUAUGAGGUUUUCUAACAUAAAUAUGAGUUCCCCUAGCCUGCCUAUGGU
Messenger RNA from Gadus morhua (Atlantic cod), 5132 nucleotides. RefSeq lists its product as uncharacterized. The transcript has 2 exons. Gene Ontology annotation, molecular function: zinc ion binding; nucleic acid binding. Bases 415 to 5073 code for a protein of 1552 amino acids. The record is from RefSeq and is a predicted model, not a curated record. Lineage: Eukaryota; Metazoa; Chordata; Actinopteri; Gadiformes; Gadidae.